Salvia splendens (bonfire salvia) is the source of this 2362-nucleotide messenger RNA. RefSeq names its product probable rhamnogalacturonate lyase B. The transcript is spliced from 12 exons. Gene Ontology annotation, molecular function: carbohydrate binding; catalytic activity. Lineage: Eukaryota; Viridiplantae; Streptophyta; Magnoliopsida; Lamiales; Lamiaceae. The record is from RefSeq and is a predicted model, not a curated record. The coding region runs from base 211 to 2211 and encodes 666 amino acids. Gene Ontology annotation, biological process: carbohydrate metabolic process.
AAGCAUAAACCUAGUAGAUAUCAAAUUAACUCUCGUCAUAAUUGUAGUAGAACUCGAAUUCGAAUUCGAAAAAUCUUAUUUCACAGGCUCUGUUCCUGGCCUGUUCAUACUAAUCAGUAAUCAACUCAUUUAUUAUUUAUACUACAAUUAAUUAACUUUGCCAAAAUCACGCCCAAGUUCCAGCCUCUGCUCUAGAUAACCUGAGAGAGAAUGGCAAAGUGUCGACGACCACCAUCGCUUCAUCAAUGGCCAAUCAUUAUACUAUGCUUCUUCUUCCUUUUUACUAUGAUCCAUGCAGCCAGUGUAAGGAGAUUAGUUCCAAUGAGUAAGCAAGAGUCAUCACCUCCAGUCAAGCUCCAUGUAACGGACACCCAUGUGGAGAUAGACAACGGCAUUGUUAAGCUAACAUUAAUGAACCCGUCCGGGUUGAUCACAAGCAUCGGAUACAAAGGGGUUGACAAUAUUCUCGAGUAUCGUAACGCAGAAGGCCGAAGAGGAUAUUGGGACAUUGUGUGGAGCAGGCCAGAUCGGAACGGAAGCCAUUUUGACACGUUGUAUUGCACAAGCUUGAGAGUUAUAGUAGAAAGUGAUGAUCAAGUUGAGAUUUCAUUCACGAAGAGAUGGGAUCGCUCGCUUGAUGGAGAAGUGCCUCUCAAUAUCGACAAAAGGUAUAUUCUCCUGCGCGGAUCUUCUGGUUUCUACACUUACUCGAUAUUCGAGCAUAUGGAAGGAUGGCCUGAUCUCAACAUAGACGAAGCAAGAAUCGCCUUCAAGCUUCACCAAGACAUGUUUCAUUACAUGGUAAUAUCAGACAACAAGCAGAGGAUCAUGCCAUCUGACAAUGACAGAAGAGUAGGGGAUACGCUUGAUUACCGGGAAGCUGUUCUGAUAACGCAUUCGAGCAACCCUCGACUAAGAGGAGAGGUGGAUGACAAGUACCAGUACUCGUGUAAUAACGAAGAUAACCACGUGCAUGGCUGGAUCAGCUCUACAGACCAGCACGUUGGAUUUUGGGUGGUGAUGCCAGGUGAUGAAUUCAGAGGCGGCGGCCCUGUCAAACAAGACCUCACAUCACAUGCCGGCCCAACUUCCUUAGCUACGUUUUUCAGUGCACAUUAUGCUGGUGUUAACUAUGGAGUUAGAUUGCGCAAUGGAGAGCAUUGGAAGAAGGUGUUCGGCCCUAUUUUCGUUUACCUCAACUCAGAUCGCAACAAUAACUCUACUGCCAUUUGGGAAGAUGCCAAGAGACAGACAGUAAAAGAGAGGAAGAAAUGGCCUUAUGAUUUCCCACAAUCACCAAAUUUUCCAGAUGCCAAUCAACGCGGUGCAAUCCGCGGGCGUCUGCGAGUACAAGAUAAGGAAACCGCGGUAGCAAAAUCAGCAUAUGUGGGAUUGGCCCCACCCGGAGAUGUAGGAUCUUGGCAAGAUGACUCUAAGGGCUAUCAAUUUUGGACACGAACAGACGACAGAGGCUACUUCAGUAUAAAAGGUGUUAGACCAGGCACAUACAACUUGUACGCUUGGGUUCCGGGUGUCAUUGGAGACUACAAAUACCACGGCGAUAUUACAAUCCGACCAGGUGAGCAAGUUCAAAUAGGCGAUGCUGUGUACACUAGUCCUAGAAACGGACCAACGCUCUGGGAAAUCGGGAUCCCUGAUCGCACUGCAGCCGAGUUCUAUGUCCCGGAUCCAAACCCUCUCCUAGUAAACAAAAUAUUCAUCAACCACCCAGAAAAGUACAGGCAAUAUGGCCUGUGGAACAGAUACACAGAUUUGUAUCCUCAUCACGAUCUCGUUUACACUGUUGGAGCCAGCGAUUAUCGCAAAGACUGGUUUUUCGCCCAUGUAAACAGGCAUGUGAAUAAUGAGUAUGUCCCAACAACAUGGCAAAUUGUAUUCAACUUAGGAAAGGUGGCGAGGAGAGGAAAUUACACGCUGAGGAUUGCGUUGGCAUCUUCGAGUUUAGCAGAAAUACAAGUACGGAUCAACAACAACAACAACAACCAACGGUCUCAUUUCUCAACGGGGAGGAUUGGGAGAGACAACGCGAUUGCGAGGCAUGGGAUACAUGGGCUUUACAAACCGUACAGUGUAACGAUAUCGGGGUGUCUGUUGGUUGAAGGAAGAAAUACAAUAUAUCUGAGGCAAUCGCGAGGUGGAAACCCGUUCACCGGUGUUCUGUACGACUACAUUCGCCUAGAAGGCCCGUGAUACGAGCAUAUCUUCAAUAAUAUCCCCAUAUCUUUAUUAAUUAGUUAGUUAUUGAUUUACCAUAUCUUCUCAUAUUUAUUAGGAUUAUUUUCUUGUUCCUUAAGUUAGGGUAUCCACUAUUAUAAAUAGUUGACAUUGUUAUUCAUUUCAA